Lagopus leucura (white-tailed ptarmigan) is the source of this 1443-nucleotide messenger RNA. RefSeq lists its product as uncharacterized. The coding region runs from base 202 to 1263 and encodes 353 amino acids. Gene Ontology annotation, molecular function: protein binding. Gene Ontology annotation, biological process: neuromuscular synaptic transmission. The record is from RefSeq and is a predicted model, not a curated record. NCBI's taxonomy places the organism in Eukaryota, Metazoa, Chordata, Aves, Galliformes, Phasianidae. The transcript is spliced from 9 exons.
ACCUGGAAGGUGCUUUGCUGGCUGUGGCACAGUGCGUGCGAAACGAGCCUGCGUGCUUUGCUGAAAGGCUGUGUAAACCCACGAAGGGUGGGACCCUACAGGUGCUGGCCAUCAGACCCCCUGCCCCAAAGCGUCCGGCUGCCAGCAGUGGAUGAUGAGCUCGGUGCUCUCUAUCUGGAUGAUCGCCUGGAUCCACAUUUCAUGCCUGUGCCUGAGGGACAACCCAGAGGCCCUGCUGGCGAAUCAGCAGAACGGGAUCCUGUCCGUGAGCCUGAGGGGAAUGCUGGAGAUGUGAGUGGAGGAGGUGAUCCAGCUUCCCCUCUGAGCUCCGAGACCGAAAGCCGGGCGGAUGGCAUGGGUCUGGAAAGGGGAAAGGAUGAAUCGGAAAGAGGAAAAUUCUCUGAGGAGUCUUACCAUCCAAAAGAACUGCUGAGGGGAACGGAAGUGGCAGUUCAUGGGAGGAAUGCAGGGAAGCAGCAAAGGAUGCAGGGAAGCACAAAGGCUGCUGCUGGCAGAUCUGUGCGGCAGCGCCACGUGGCAGUGGUGGUGCUGUUCUCAGCUGUGCUGCUGUCUGCGCUGGUGCUGGCCUGCGUUGCUGUGUCAUGGCCGUGGAAAAAAUGCCUUGUGUGCAAGGGGGGAGAGAGAGCAGCAGAACGAGCUCAUCCUGACACCGACUGGGAGGGAGUUCCAAGUGGAGAUGAAGGGAGAGCGGAGCUGGGAGAGGCAACGAGCGAGAUCCUUGCCCAAGCAAACAAUCUCAGCAAUAGUUCCAGUCCGUUCCGUUCUGCCAUCCCAGAGGCCAAAGAUCUUCAAACUCAUCUUAAAGACCUGGAACGUGAACUCCAAGCCAUGAAAGAGGUCCAUGGGGACAGUGGUGAGUGCUGCUUUCUGUCAGAGGACGGCCUUGAAAGUGAGAGCAGAGGAUCAGCGGCAGAGUGUUUGUCCUUCACCCUCCGUUCCCCGGGACGAGUAUUACCAGUAGUUCGAAGGUUCUUAGCUCGCCACAGCUACGAUCCUUUUGAGGGUCCCAAUGAGGACCCAGAAAGCGAGCUUCCUCUAACCGCCGGGCAGCACGUUUAUGUCUUUGGAGAUGUGGAUGAGGACGGCUGGUUUCUGGGAGAGCUGACGGAUGGCACGAGAGGGCUGGUCCCUUCCAGCCUGGUGACAGAGGUUUCAGAUAAUGAGCUGGACACAACGAUGCCUCCAGAGCUCUGUGAUCUCCUGCUGGAUACGGAUGAUUGUGUCGAUGCAAAGAGUCCAUAAUGCAGCAACAUCCUGUCGCAAUUCUUGCCUCACUCCAUCUGCAAGACGACCCCCUGCUCCACUUGACGUUCGAGUGAAGUGUGAGCAGGAUGUGGAUGAGCUCCUCCUGGUUCGAUCUGAGAUGACUGGCAGUGCGACUGCAUGCUGUUAUUGUAUAUUAAAAAAUAUUUAAAAAACUAA